AUGGUAGUUGCAAGUGUUGCUACGACAGAAACGAUCCAGGAGGAUCAGCUUAUUCAGAUAGCUCGACAGCACUGGGCUCCUCAUGCGCCACAAAAUCGUCCAUUUGAUCCAAAUUUAAUUGAUACAAUUUAUGAAAACGAAUUAGUGCGAAAUCUUUUUAUGCAAAAGAAAGUCAUCGUGCUGGAAUUCAGUCAGUACCUCGAGCGUUAUCUAUGGCCGAAUUUUAAUGCAGAGAGAGCCAAUAAUCAUUAUGUUAUGUCCGUCGUAAUUAUGCUCAACGCAAAAUUCCGAGAAAGGAUUCCAGUUUGGCGUUGUAUUAUUGAACGUCCGGCUCAGUUUCCGGUUUUCUUUCGAAGAAUUUUGCAUCUUGUAUUAGAUGUUGAACAGAUUACAUUAUUAGAACGGUCUGCAAUUAUUACAUUCCUAAUCAACUGCUUCAACUCAGUAGCAAGAAGUGGAUUUAGUGAGAAAGGAAGUGAUGAAAAUAGUUUCACUUACGAUGUGGUCCAAUUUGCUUCCGGUUGGUUUUAUACUUUACUUUUCUUGUUAUCUGAGACUCAAAGAGAAGAUCUCUUCCAAGCAAACCCAAAAUUGCGGAAAAUAUGGAAUAAGAUCGAAACGAAGACAGAGUUAAAAACAGCUGAAGAAGAGGAAUUAUUAACUUUUGAACGUACAUUUAUGUGGAAUUUGUUGCAAAUUUUCAAGCAAACGCUGGCGCAUGUUGAUGACGAAUCUAACGAAGUGGGAAUUGAUGGCAUACAUUUUUUGGAAUGUUGCUUGCAGUUAUUUAUUGAUUUGGAAGCUUUAUUGACUACAAGGCGUUUCUUUAAUGCUAUAUUGCAUGCAAGUAACAUAUUGGUAAAUUGUACACUAUCUUCAUUGAUAACAGCAGAAGUUGGGGGAUUAUUUUGUCAGCUUGUCACAAUGCUGAGGUUUUAUUCACGUUUUGAAAUCGAUGAUGUUACCGGUGAGCCGCUUACUCAUAACCAAAUGUCUGAAAUGCACUACACGCAUAUUAUGAAAUUACAGAAAGCUGCCUUCAAGUAUUUCAGGGAAAGUAUGUCCGAUUUUUAUUUAUUAAAUGUUACUGCUGUUGAUACAAGGAAAGCUUUGAUAAAGCAAUUUUCAUCAAUGAGUGAAUCGGAAUUAUAUAAAUUUGCGGAAUAUCUACAUUUGGUACCUUCACAAGAAUUCAACUUAAAUAUUUCAUCGAGUUACGAAAAGAAUUAUCUUAUUGAAAUGAUUACAUCACGUUGUGAACGACGCAUCAACCAAUUACAGCAGCUCAAUGAACAACCGCUUUAUCCAACUGAAAAAGUCAUCUGGGAUGAAAAUCUUGUUCCAUACGAUCAAUAUAAUGGUGAAGGUAUACUUGCACUGAAUAAAUUAAAUAUUCAAUUUUUGACAUUCCACGACUAUUUACUUCGCAAUUUCAAUCUUUUUCAAAUGGAAUCAACAUAUGAAAUUCGUCAAGAUAUCGAAGAUGCCGUAUUUCGUUUGAAACCAUGGGCCCAUGAGUCAAAUCCAAAUGAAACUGUUUGGGGUGGAUGGGCACGAAUGGCCUUGCCGUUAAUCGAAUUUCAGAUUGUCGAGGUUGGUAAACCUCUCAUCGGUGAAAAAAGUCCAUCUGUUGUCAAAGCAGAUUUGACGAUCAAUUUACCAAGGCGCACUGACAUUCGUGCGGAAUGGGAAGGUCUUCGAAAACAUGAUGUUUGCUUUUUGAUUUGUUGUCGACCUAAAGCUUCAGUUGGUACCAAAUAUAAUAUUACAAAACCAUUCAAAGAGCAAAUCGAUGUUACACUGGUACGUGGAUGUGAAAUCGAAGGCAUGCUUGAUUCAGAAGGAAAAGUCAUUGAGGAAUAUGCUGCAUACGAGAAAAAAACAGUGCUGGUAGGACUUACGAGAAAAUUUAGAGUAUGGCUUGAUGAAAAUCAAUAUCGCUUGGAUACAGAAGGAGAAGAAGAUGCGAUAGAUAAUAUUUAUUAUUCGUUCAACUUACUCAUUCGUCGUGAUCCAAAAACAAAUAAUUUCAAAGCGGUGCUUGCAACAAUCCGACAGUUACUAAAUACAGAAUUUGUAGUGCCGGAUUGGUUACAUGAUCUCAUUCUUGGCUACGGUGAACCAAAUGCGGCCCAUUAUAAAUCAAUGAAUACUGCGGUGCCCACAGUGGACUUCUGCGAUACUUUUUUGUCGUACAAGCAUCUGAUUUCAUCAUUUCCAAAUACGAAGAUUGUAGGAACAAAUGAUGAAGAUCUCGUCCCACCUUUUAGGUUGACCUUCAAGGAACUGGAACCACAACAUGAUCUUGAGCCAUCCAUUCGAAAUACGUCGAUUGUUGUAGAACCGCACGUAAUACCUUGCCGUGGACCUUAUCCUCAUGUUGAACCACGCAAAAAUACUAUACAGUUUACUCCAGCCCAGGUAGAAGCAAUCAAAGCAGGUAUGCAACCUGGUUUAACGAUGGUUGUUGGUCCUCCAGGUACAGGUAAAACAGAUGUAGCGGUUCAGAUCAUUUCUAAUAUUUAUCAUAAUUGGCCUGAACAGCGAACCCUGAUUGUGACACAUUCUAACCAAGCUCUUAACCAACUUUUCGAGAAAAUUAUACAGUUGGAUGUUGAUGAGCGUCAUUUGCUUCGAUUAGGUCAUGGUGAAGAAACUUUGGAAACGGAAAAAGACUUCAGUAGAUAUGGCCGUGUAAAUUAUGUUCUGCAAAAACGGCUUGAUCUCUUAAAAGAGGUUGAAAAGUUACAAGAAGCUCUUGAUGUUGGAGGUGACGUCUCAUACACAUGCGAAACUGCUGGAUAUUUCUUUCUUUAUCAGGUAUUCGCACGUUGGGAAAAAUUUGAAAGUGAUGUUAUUCAAUCAAAAGUAAAUCCAAACCCGAGUGCGAAAGCAAUUGCUGAUCAUUUCCCUUUUACACGAUAUUUUGCCGAUGUUCCGCCACCUCUUUUUAAGGGUGUUUCUUUUGAUGAAGACUGGGAAAUUGCUCAGGGCUGUUGGCGGUAUAUUCGUAGCAUUUUCACUCAACUGGAAGAAUUUAGGUCUUUCGAACUGCUACGUUCGGGCAGGGAUCGUACGGAUUAUCUUUUGGUAAAGGAAGCCAAAAUUAUUGCGAUGACUUGUACUCAUGCGGCUCUACGGCGAAAAGAUUUGGUAGAACUUGGAUUCAGAUACGACAAUAUUUUAAUGGAAGAGGCUGCUCAAAUUCUUGAAGUUGAAACAUUUAUUCCACUUCUCCUUCAGAACCCACAAGAUGGCAGGAGUAGGUUAAAACGAUGGAUUAUGAUUGGUGAUCAUCAUCAGCUGCCACCGGUUGUUCAGAAUAUUGCUUUUCAAAAAUAUUCUAACAUGGAACAGAGUCUGUUUGCAAGAUUUGUUCGACUCGGUGUUCCACAUGUUUUGCUCGACCAACAGGGCCGUGCUAGAGCUGAAAUAGCAGAUCUUUAUAACUGGAGGUAUGAACGGUUGGGUAAUUUGCCGCACAUUGAGGCUCUUCCAGAAUUCCAACGAGCAAAUUCUGGUUUUGCAUUCAAUUAUCAACUUAUUGACGUUCCAGACUUUAAUGGUGUCGGCGAAACAACGCCGAGUCCUUACUUUUAUCAGAAUCUUGGUGAAGCGGAAUAUGCUGUAGCAUUAUUCACAUAUAUGCGCAUAUUAGGCUAUCCUGCAGAAAAAAUAUCAAUUAUAACAACUUACAACGGUCAAGCAUCAUUGUUACGUGAUGUAGUGCAAACGCGAUGUGCUGAAAAUCCUUUAAUUGGAGUACCACAUAAGAUUUCAACAGUUGACAAAUAUCAGGGGCAGCAGAAUGAUUACAUAAUUCUUUCACUUGUAAGGACGAAAAACAUCGGUCAUAUAAGGGAUGUUCGUCGUUUGGUAGUAGCUCUUUCUCGUGCACGUUUGGGCCUUUAUGUGUUGGGACGAGUCAGUUUGUUCCAAAAUUGCCUUGAGCUUGCAACCGCAUUUCAGCGAAAUGGUGAACGUCUGGCAUCCAAACCAAUUCAAAUCGAAGAUACGGUUCACAUGAGUACGUUCGUCCACCAAUUCUACAUGGGUAAUAUGGAACAAAUGAAGAAAAGUUAUAAAGAGCAUAUGAAGGAUUAUUUCGAUGCUCGUCAAGCCGCAAUUAAUGCAAAGUUGGCAGCUGAAGCGGCUGAGAAGGCUGCUGAGGAGGCAAAAACUGAAGAAGAAAAGGGAGUACCAGAACCAACUGCAAUGGAAGUAGAAGCUGAUAUCACUUUCGAAACUAUGGACUUUGAAAGACAAGACCCAGAAAAGCUAGGAAAGUGA
Acanthocheilonema viteae is the source of this 4290-nucleotide messenger RNA. Lineage: Eukaryota; Metazoa; Nematoda; Chromadorea; Rhabditida; Onchocercidae. The record is from the annotation of a GenBank genome assembly.